AUGACUUCGCGUCGUGAGACCGGGCAUCACAACAUGUCCUCUCCUCCAGAGGGCGCGUUGGUGGACUCCUUCCAGGGGACUCCGGACACACGACUCACCAUGCUCUCCCCAGGAGAGGGCUCGAUCUCAUACCACCACGGGGGUGGUUAUGGAGGUGGCGCAUACAGCGGCGUGGGAUUUGCGUCUUACAACGCAUACGCCCCUCAUGGGAGCAUCACUGGGGACCGUACCGUCUCACACUUCGACAGGGACCCCUUCGUCGAUGCAACUCGUGCUGAUGGUUUGUCUCCUACCGCCUCGGCCUUCCAGCCGGCUUCCACUCGCUCCAAGGGCAAGAAGACCGCUGUACUCUUCCCUGAAGGAAGCCUUGUUCGUGCCAACGUCCUUUCCAACGAAAUGGGCGUCUCUCAUCGCCUGGAGAUCUGCGAUACUCCGGCCCCUACGCCCGAAGAAGUGCACACGUUCUUCAAGCAACUCUCAGAGGGUGGCCGCAAGAGCUAUGGCAGUAGCCAUGUUGAGACUAAUGGCUUUCAUGUCUACGUCUGCUUCGAGGAUAUCCGGGACUCGAUCUCUGCGUUUGACGCCGUCCGCAAGGCAGACAACCACUGGCUGCCAGUUUACGUGAAAGUCAAGCCUGAACGGCUUACGAAGGGUAUCGUCCGAUUUUGUGAGCUUAGGCAGCUUGACAUCACAGCUGACGUCCUCGACUUCGCCAUCAUGGACCCAUCGCACGUUGAUGAGAUUGUCCAGCGAGCCUUGACCACAUUCGGCUCCCUUUUCGCCGUGGUCAGAACCGUCAGCUAUCCUACCGGAGGGUUCCGUGGUGUCGCAGAGUACUGCAAAUCUGCGAAGGCUACCAUUGCUUUCCAGAAUGUACGCUGGAUUCCCCUUGAUGGAGUCAUGAUUUACUUCAGUCGCCCCGAGGACACCUACCAGGGAGCAGAUGGCCUCACUACCAACAUGAACGGCCUUGCCCUGUCUGGCUCUGGUACUAGCGGUGUCAUGCCAAGUCUCGCUCCUCGUGCCCCUGAAGGUAACCCAUGGGCCCCUGUCGCCUACCAGUUCUCUUCUGGUCCCUUUCCCGCUGGACCUGUGUACGGAAAUUUCUACGGAAACCCUACCCCUGCAAUGACAAUGAAUCAUUCUCGAUUCUCCAGCUUUGCCAUGGGACCUCCUACUGGUGGCCACUUUGGCACUUCUACUGGUGGCUACUUUGGCACUUCUACCAGUCGACGCACCCCACGCGUUGGCCGUCCAAUGAACCCUCGAGUCCCCAACAACGUUGUUGAUCUCUACGAGCUCAUGGCUGGACGAGACGUGCGCACUACUAUCAUGCUGCGCAACAUUCCCAACAAGGUCGACCAGCCUCUUCUCAAGCGCAUCGUGGAUUCUUCUUCCUUUGGGAAGUAUGACUUCAUGUACCUGCGAAUUGACUUUGCCAACGACUGCAACGUCGGCUAUGCCUUCAUCAACUUCGUCAAGGCGGAGUACAUCAUCGACUUUGUCCAGGCUCGUGCCAACAAGCGCUGGAACUGCUUCAAGUCGGACAAGGUCGCCGAGGUCAGCUAUGCCAAAGCCAUCCAGGGAAAGGACUGCCUCGUGCAGAAGUUCCGCAACUCCUCUGUCAUGCUGGAGGCUGCGCACUACCGUCCUAAGCUCUUCUAUACCGUCCACUGUGAGGAUCUGACUAUGGUCGGCCAGGAAGAGCCCUUUCCUGGUCCUGAUAACCAGUCCAAAAUGAAGCGCUCAGUCGAGAAUGCGGAGCAUGUUGGGCUGUUCACCCCAACUGCUGGACAGCACUUUCGGGAGGCGCAACGUCACCGCCACAGUCAGUAUGACCGUGGCACUCGACUGGCUGAGUUGGAGGAGGCAACCUUCAAGAAUUUUGGUCGCGAUUACCGCUACUGA
Messenger RNA from Fusarium coffeatum, 1908 nucleotides. RefSeq lists its product as uncharacterized. NCBI's taxonomy places the organism in Eukaryota, Fungi, Ascomycota, Sordariomycetes, Hypocreales, Nectriaceae. The transcript is spliced from 11 exons. The coding region runs from base 1 to 1908 and encodes 635 amino acids. Gene Ontology annotation, molecular function: RNA binding. The record is from RefSeq and is a predicted model, not a curated record.